AAAGAUGUAUAGUUUUUAAAAGUAGCCACUGCAUUUUUUUUGUAAAACAGUAGUAUGAUAUAUACUACAAAUGCUAAUUUCAUCUGGAAAUGAAAAAAGAACGCAUGGGAUGACUAUUUUCUUCAAAUGACCCAAAUUAGGAAAGUAAAUGGCAGUAAUUAGUAAUUGGCACUAUACUUUACAUAUUUUGUUUUUCCUUGGGUUGUUUCCACCCAAAUAUUUUAUAACAUUGUUUGCUUAUAGUGACCUUACUCUUAUAAAUUUGCAACGUGGCUGUUAAUUCUGUAUCAAAUAAGCCUACUGUACAUUGAAAACGAUAGAUCAUUGAUUAUAACAUAGGCACGAUACGCCGUCAUGCGCAAAAGGUGCCAGAAAUGAAGAGGAUCCAGUUGCGGAGGAGGCGAGCACCAUAGGGAGCACCGUUGAAAGGAUCACGGAUGUGCAGAUUAAAAGAAGUGGCAAAACCAUUCUCUUUUGUCAAAAAUGGCCAAAAACACAUCCCUAUAUUUCCGUAUUGUAGAGGGCAGGAGCCUUCCAGUCAAAGACGUCUCUGGGACCAGUGACCCAUACUGCAUUGUAAAAGUUGACAAUGAAGUUGUGGCCAGGACAGCCACCGUGUGGAAGAACCUCAACCCUUUCUGGGGAGAAGAAUACACACUGCACCUCCCAACGGGGUUCCACUCUCUCUCCUUCUAUGUCAUGGAUGAGGACACCAUUGGCCAUGAUGACGUCAUUGGAAAGAUAUCGCUGAGCAAAGACACCAUCGGGGCCAAGGUUAAAGGGUUAGAUAAUUGGCUGAAUCUGACCCGGGUGGACCCGGAUGAGGAGGUGCAGGGGGAGAUCCACUUUAGUCUGGAGCUUCUCAGAGAUGCCAAAGGUGUAGGACUACGAUGCCAUUUCAUAGAGGCCAGAGACUUGGCACCAAGAGACAUUUCUGGAACCUCUGAUCCCUUUGCCAGAAUCCUCUUCAAUAACCACAGUGCAGAGACUUCGAUCAUUAAAAAGACUCGUUACCCACACUGGGGUGAGACCCUGGAGUUGGAGCUUGAGACAGAGGAGCUGUCUGAGGGAGGGACUGUCACAGUGGAGGUCUGGGACUGGGACAUGGUGGGCAAAAAUGACUUCCUGGGAAAGGUGGAAAUCCCUUUUGCUUGCCUGCACAAGACACCUCUGGUACAGGGUUGGUUUCGUCUGCUGCCCCUGGGAAACAAUGAGGAUGAUGCUGGAGGUAAGCUGGGUGCGCUGCGACUGAAGGUGCGUCUGGUGGAGGACCGUAUUCUGCCCUCCAUGUACUACCAGCCUCUCAUUGACCUGCUGGUGCAGUCAGUCAUCUCUCCUGCUGAGGUGGAGGACGGCAGCCCCCUGACCAUGUUGGAGGAGGUGACCACGGUGGAGAGCCGGCAGGACGUGGCCAUGACCCUGGUCAAGAUCUACCUGGGGCAGGGCCUGGUGGUGCCCUUCCUGGACUACCUCAACACCCGCGAGGUCAACCACACCUUGGAUCCAAACAUCCUGUUCCGGUCCAACUCACUAGCUUCUAAGGCCAUGGAACAGUUCAUGAAGGCUGUGGGGAUGCUGUACCUUCAUGAGAUCCUGAAGCCUAUCAUUAACCGCAUCUUUGAGGAGAAGAAGUACAUUGAGCUGGACCCGUGUAAAAUUGACCUGAACAGAACCAGGCGUAUCUCAUUUAAAGGUGCGGUGUCUGAGGCUGAGGUGAGGGAGAGCAGUGUGGAGAUGCUGCAGGGCUAUCUGUCUAACAUCGUGGAGUCCAUCAUUGGGUCAGUUACCCAGUGUCCACCUGUCAUGAGGGUGGCCUUUAAACAGCUGCACAAGAGGGUGGAGGAGCAGUUCCCUGAGCAAGAGAAUGAGGAUGUGAAGUAUCUGGCCAUCAGUGGGUUUUUCUUCCUGCGUUUCCUUGCCCCUGCUAUCCUCACACCCAAGCUCUUUCACCUGAGGGACCAGCAUGCAGAUACACGCACCAGCAGGACACUGUUACUACUGGCCAAGGCAGUGCAGAGUGUGGGGAACCUGGGUUUGCAGCUGGGCCACGGCAAGGAGCUGUGGAUGGAGCCCUUGCAUCCCAUCAUCCUUUAUAGCGUGGCCUCUGUUAAAGACUUCCUGGACAAGCUCAUCGACAUUGAUAGCGUGUCUGAGGUGCCCCAGAGGGCUGUGUUCCUGCCCUCAGUGACAGUGAAGGAGGGCUAUCUCCAGAAGCACAAGGCCGAAAGCCCCCAGCUCCUGUCCCGCUUUUCCUUCAAGAAGCGAUACUUCUGGCUGAGCAGUGAGACACUGUCCUACGCCAAGACCCCGGAUCCCUGGCAGGUGCGCUCCUCCAUCCCCAUCCAGUGUGUGUGUGCUGUGGAGAGAGUGGAUGAGAAUGCCUUCCAACAGCAGCAUGUGUUGCAGGUCGUCACCCAGGACAACGAUGGAAAGAUGCACACCAUCUAUACCCAGUGCAAGAAUGUGAAUGAGUUAAACCAGUGGCUGUCAGCCAUCAGGAAGGCCAGUAUCUACAACAGGCGCAUGCUGCCCUUCUUCCACCCAGGGGCGUACCGCAGUGGCAAGUGGACCUGCUGCCUACAGGCUGACCGCGCUACUUCAGGUUGCAGUCGCACUCACUCUGCAGUGACUCUGGGCGACUGGAGUGACCCAUUAGAUCCAGACGCAGAGACUCAGACCAUCUACAAACAGCUUCUUCAGGGAAGAGACAAGCUCAGGAAGCAGUAUGUGGAGGCUGAGAUGACCACAGAGGAAGAGAAUAGAGUGAACUCUGGGCUGCUCCCUGAUGGAGCAGACUGUAGCGUGGAGCUCCUGAAGCACAGGCAGGCUGCAGCGGUUCGGCUACUUGGAGUGGUUCUGGAUCUGGAGCAGGCCCAUGCCACCUUCCAGCGGCAGGAAAGAGAGGAGGCCGGUAGCCUCAUCCUGACCCCCUAGAUUGGGCCUUCCCUGGGGCCUGAGCCCGGGUCUGAAGGGGAGAGCAACGUCCUGUAUCAGACUCAAUGGUGUAGGAAAACUAAGCGACCACAGAAGGAAGGCAGCCUCUCCCUGCUCCCUGUCAUGUUCUCUGUUACAUGUGAUGUCUAGAGGAACUCUCUUCUCAUCCAGAUCACUUCUUCAUAAGACAGAAUGAAGAGGAUACCCAUUCUGCAACAUUCUUUUCCUGGGACGUUUGAUAUCACUCACAGGUUUUCAGCUGUGGCAGAGAAGUUAUCUAGUGAAAUAACUGAUUGCCACAGGUCUUGCAUUCAGAUGGACUGCCACAUAAACUUCUGCUACUCUCCCAAAGCUUGGGUUCUUAUCGAUUGAGCAGGACACAAACUGUUAUGUGGAACUGAGCUGAAGCAGGGGCACGCAUGGACUGUGUCAUUCCGUGGUACUGCAUUAUUGUAUGGCUAUCAAGGAAUGUAGUGCAUGCCCUGCAUCCAGCGUCUGUGAAAUGUAAAGAUGUUUUUUAUAUUCAACAUCAUUAUAUGGGUCGUUCCAGCAAUUCGGUGCCUUUUGAAAAAAAAUAAUAAUAAUAUUUGGAUUUCACCUCAUUUUAGCAUUCUGUCAUAAAGAGCACACGUUUUCCCAUCUCAAGAGGUUAAAUUAAAACAAUUACUAUAGUAAGUGCCUUUUAAAUGUCAAAUAAAGGAACAGGGUUGACCACAACAGGGGGAAUGGAACAGGGAGUGGCAAUUGAAUGCAGGCUUCCCAUUUGUAUGUAUUUAUUGUUACAACAUUUCUAGCCUGUCUAUCUAUGGGUAACACUAAUAAAUAAUAAUCUUCAGAAAUUACUUUUUCAGAGCAACAAUAACUAGGGCUUUACAAUGAUGGUGAAUAUGUGGAGAAAUGUUGGGGUUAAGGGGGUUAAAAACUUCCUAGAAGUCACAGAGGGUGCACGGAGGGACAUGCCAAAGUGCUGAAUUUUGGCACUUUAGCAAGUCUUUGUUCAUAUAAAAAAAAUUGAUUUAUUGAAUUAUCCAUGUGGUCUAUAUUAAAUGGCACUUCAUUUAGUAUAACAGGCUUUUAAAAUUCAAUAUUGGUGCACAAUUUCUAAUUAAAAAAUCAAAGAGAUCCAAAAGGCACUGUUUUCGUAUAACGACCCAUACCUUGGAGGACGAUUAUGCAAUCUACUCUAGUUUUUGAUGAAUCUACCUGAAUGUAUGCUAUUUUGAUAUUGCUUUUAUUUAUGUUUUUUUACUCUCUAAUUUAUAUAUUUCAAUUGAUAACAUCCACAAUGUUGUAGUAAGAUUGUGCUGGUGUUCAUAUUAAUGAGGGUAAUGCCCUGUGAGAUUUCUAAGUGAGUGUUUUAAUACAAUGACACACACGCCAUAAUUGCUUGAACAGUCACUUGUUUGCUAUUAGUAUAUUGUUUUCACUGUUGCCAUAGUGAAGCUUGUGUUUGGUGCUGUUGCUCUGUGGAUUUAUGGGAAGUAACUCAAACUCAAAUUUGUGGCUUUGAUAUGAAAAACAUAUUUUACAUGGUCCACAGUUGAUUGGUUAAUUGGUAAAAACAUGUAUUUGAAGCAGUACUACUGACAAUAUUAUAAAGUAGAUCAAGUGACAUGUUUACUGUUCUCCUCAGGUCAUUGUAUUUGAAGUCAUUUUAAGACUGCUGAUUUUGAGUGAAGUGUCAUACAGUAACUGUCAUUCCUUUGUAUUUAAUGGAAUUGAACAUAUGUAGAUCAUUUCUGUUCUACUCUAGUUAGGGUCCCAUCACCCUCUGUAGAGAGCUAAUGAUGUCGACUCACAACCAUUUGAGCGUAUCCUGUCUUAGCCAUACCUUAUAUUUUGUAUACAUGUAUGAAUUCCCUACAGUAUUGACCAAAUUCAGUUUGCUGUUUUUGAGGUGAGCUCAGAGGAGUAGAGAUGUGUGUUCUUGCACAUUGAUGAGUUGUCAAACUCCAAGUGUGUGAGUUGAGUUGCGUGGAAUGGCGUGCACCAUUGAAAAUGCUUUCAGUGGAGGUGUGGGAGAUGUUUCAAAUGCCAAACUGCAUUUGUUGCCAUGGUAAAUUGUGUACUGUCUUUAUUUUAGUAGUACUUUCUUUAAAUUAGUGACAUGGAUUUUUUUAAUCAGUCUUGUCGAUUCAAGAAAGAAAAGCUAAGCGUAUUGGAUUGUUACAAUUACACUGUUAUCAAAUUAUAUGUUACUGAUAUCUGAAUCGUUUAUUUACCUAUUAUUGUAAUCUGUUUAGUAAAUUGUAUUUAACUUGGCUGGCUAUCUUUAGAAGGUUAUUAUAGACCACUGUUGAAUUCCGCUGAAUUUCAUUAAGCAGCCUCUCAAGUUCAAAUCCGGACAAAUAUUGAUUGUUGCUCGUUGACUUGUUAUUUGCUGGAAGAGGGCUGCAAUUUAGAAAAUGAGCUUACAUUUUAUAUUGCUGACACAAAAUGACUGCAUGCACAAAGCGGAUGGUUACAGAUUGGUGGUAACAUCAGCUGUAUUACUGUGAACUGUAUUGGAAAUAUUGAGUAAAAUGUAAUGAUACCGCUA
Molecule: messenger RNA, 5473 nt
Organism: Salmo salar (Atlantic salmon)
Lineage: Eukaryota; Metazoa; Chordata; Actinopteri; Salmoniformes; Salmonidae
Product: rasGAP-activating-like protein 1
Biological process (GO): cellular response to calcium ion; intracellular signal transduction; negative regulation of Ras protein signal transduction
Molecular function (GO): GTPase activator activity
Source: RefSeq, a predicted model, not a curated record